Aspergillus udagawae is the source of this 333-nucleotide messenger RNA. RefSeq lists its product as uncharacterized. The transcript has 2 exons. Lineage: Eukaryota; Fungi; Ascomycota; Eurotiomycetes; Eurotiales; Aspergillaceae. The record is from RefSeq and is a predicted model, not a curated record. Bases 1 to 333 code for a protein of 110 amino acids.
AUGGCGCGCACCCCAUAUCAGCGAAAUGAGAGAUACAACUCCCAGGGAAACUCCGACGCCUACACCAACGGCGAGCGUUUUCGAGUCACCACUUCCCUGAUCGGAUAUGUUUGUAUUGGCGUUGCUGGCACUGUUUGUUGGACAGCUGGAAGGAGAAGUGGAAGAAGUGCCAGUGCUGGAAGCGGUGGUGCUGGAAGCGGCCACUAUGCUCGUCGCCAUAGUGGGUUCAGCAGAGGAGGAAGUAUUCGCCAGGACAGCUUUGUUGGGGAUUAUACUGCCAAGGGGAAUCUGAAUCGGUGCCUGGCUGUUCGCGCAGCCUAUGCUGUUGGAUGA